Molecule: messenger RNA, 312 nt
Organism: Fraxinus pennsylvanica
Lineage: Eukaryota; Viridiplantae; Streptophyta; Magnoliopsida; Lamiales; Oleaceae
Source: the annotation of a GenBank genome assembly
AUGUCUCAUAUUUUAAGUCAGUCUCCCACCAAGACAAGACACAAAACCACCUCCCUUCAACCUCUACAAAAGACUCUACAUAAACACGAUGCCAUUGGCGAGAAAAUGGCUGCAAAAUGUAAACCAGUCGCAAUAGGAACCAGAGGCACUGUCGGAUCCCUUAUAAUGCAAGAAAUCAAGUACUUUAACGAGCUUGAAUUAGGCUGUCGGAAUAGCUUCAGCAAGAGUCAUCGUCAGGUUACUGACUCGGCUUCGUCUAGUGAGUUUACCGGACCAGAGCUCGGGUCACUGGAAUCUGAAGACGGAUCUUAA